Messenger RNA from Cynocephalus volans (Philippine flying lemur), 2319 nucleotides. It is a transcript of the gene TBC1D25, whose product is annotated as TBC1 domain family member 25. The record is from RefSeq and is a predicted model, not a curated record. The transcript has 6 exons. Gene Ontology annotation, cellular component: autophagosome. Lineage: Eukaryota; Metazoa; Chordata; Mammalia; Dermoptera; Cynocephalidae. Gene Ontology annotation, biological process: regulation of autophagosome maturation; activation of GTPase activity. The coding region runs from base 78 to 2144 and encodes 688 amino acids. Gene Ontology annotation, molecular function: GTPase activator activity.
UGGGCGCCCGCACUGUAGGGUGCGCGCAGGGGUUGGGGGCAACUGUCAGCCGUUACCAAGAGACGGGCGGCCGCGGGAUGGCGGCGGUCUCCGGGUCCUCUGACUUGGCCGGCCCCGGAGCGCCCCCGUCCGGCGGAGGAGCCCAAGCGGCGGCGGUGGCUGAGGAGGAGGAGCGAGAGGUGGUACGGGUCCGAGUCAAGAAAUGUGAGAGCUUCUUGCCACCUGAGUUCCGCUCUUUUGCUGUAGACCCCCAGAUUACUUCACUGGACGUGUUACAGCACAUCCUCAUCCGAGCCUUUGACUUGAGCGGGAAGAAGAACUUUGGCAUCAGCUACCUGGGCCGGGACCGGCUAGGACAGGAAGCUUACCUCUCACUCCUGUCUGACUGGGACCUCAGCAUGGCCUUUGCCACCGCCUGCAAACCUUACCUGCAGUUGCGUGUAGACAUUCGGCCCUCAGAAGACAGCCCGUUGAUGGAAGAUUGGGACAUAAUCAGCCCGAAGGAUGUCAUUGGCUCCGAUGUGUUGCUGGCUGAGAAACGGUCAUCGCUGACGACAGCUGCCCUGCCCUUUACACAGUCCAUCCUCUCUCAGGUGGGCCGUACCUUGUCUAAGGUCCAGCAGGUGCUCAGCUGGUCAUAUGGGGAAGAUAUCAAACCCUUCAAGCCACCCCUGAGCGAUGCUGAGUUUCACACGUACCUGAACCAUGAAGGCCAGCUCUCCCGCCCUGAGGAGUUGCGCCUGCGGAUCUAUCACGGUGGCGUGGAGCCCUCACUGCGAAAGGUGGUGUGGAGGUACCUGCUGAAUGUGUACCCUGAUGGGCUGACAGGCCGUGAGCGGAUGGACUACAUGAAGCGCAAGAGUCGCGAGUAUGAGCAGCUUAAGAGCGAGUGGGCCCAGCGAGCGAGCCCUGACGACCUGGAAUUCAUCCGCAGCACGGUCCUCAAGGAUGUGCUGCGCACCGACCGGGCCCACCCUUACUACGCAGGUCCUGAGGAUGGUCCACACCUGCAGGCACUGCAUGACCUGCUCACCACCUAUGCUGUUACCCACCCACAGGUGUCCUAUUGCCAGGGCAUGAGUGACCUUGCCUCACCCAUCCUUGCUGUCAUGGACCAUGAGGGCCAUGCUUUCGUCUGCUUUUGUGGCAUCAUGAAGCGCCUGGCUGCCAACUUUCAUCCUGAUGGCCGUGCCAUGGCCACCAAGUUUGCCCACCUCAAGCUGCUGCUGCGACAUGCUGACCCCGACUUCUACCAGUACCUGCAAGAAGCAGGUGCCGAUGACCUCUUCUUCUGUUACCGCUGGCUGCUGCUCGAGCUGAAGCGUGAGUUUGCCUUUGACGAUGCCCUCCGCAUGCUUGAGGUCACUUGGAGUUCACUGCCGCCAGAUCCUCCUGAACAUGAGGUGGAGCUCGUUGGACCCCCCAGCCAAGUGGCAGACACUGGCUUCAGCAGCCCCAGAGGGCGGCCCAUGCGACAGAGGCACAUGCUGAGGCCUGUUGGUGGAAGAGGCAGUGCCUUUGAAGAUGCUGUUGACCACUUGGCCAUGACGAGCCAAGGGCCCAGUGGUGGGGGGCGUCUCCUGAGACAAGCCAGUCUGGAUGGCCUCCAGCAACUCAGGGAUAACAUGGGCCCCAGGAAAGACCCUCUGGUCCCGCUGUCCCACCCAGUUACCCUCAUCAGCUCCAAGUCCCUCUCUGAGCCUUUGCUGAGCUCCUCAGACCCGCUGCUCUCCUCCUCUUCCCGCCCUGAUUCCCCAUCUUCCUCAUCUCCACCAUCCACCCAGGAGGCCUCUCCCACUGGUGAAAUAGCUGUAGGAUCCCCCCUGAUGCAAGAGGUAGGGUCUCCACAAGACCCUGGGAAGUCCCUGCACCCCUCACCCCCAAUAGGCCUGCCCCCACCCCAGGAAUUUGGCCGGGGGAACCCAUUCAUGCUCUUCCUCUGCCUGGCUAUCCUGCUGGAACACCGAGACCACAUCAUGCGCAAUGGGCUGGAUUACAAUGAACUGGCCAUGCACUUUGACCGCCUUGUGCGAAAACACCACCUGGGGCGCGUCCUGCGCAGGGCAAAGGCUCUCUUUGCUGAUUACUUGCAGUCAGAGGUGUGGGACUCGGAGGAGGGGGCUGAAGCUACAGCCCCAUCUUGAUCAGGCUCCCUACAGUCCACCAGCAGCCCCACCAGAUCUCUGUUCUUUGCCUCGAGGGUCUAUACAUAAGACCCCCCCUCUCCACCUGCCAGCCCUAGACCUGUUGGAAUGUGGGGCUCUCUCUCCCCAGGUCUGAGUAUGUUGGGCUCUGCUUUGGCACUGCCCCAUGGAGGCC